Paramuricea clavata is the source of this 274-nucleotide messenger RNA. The record is from the annotation of a GenBank genome assembly. NCBI's taxonomy places the organism in Eukaryota, Metazoa, Cnidaria, Anthozoa, Malacalcyonacea, Plexauridae.
AUGGCUGCUUUGAACUUAUGUUACGUAGUUGGAUUAAUUGUAAACAACCUUGUUCAAUUUUCUGUACUUAUUACUAAAUUGCAAGGAAUUCUUAUGUUGUGGAAAUUAAAUCAAGCAAGAGCCUUGUCUCUGGCAUUUGGCGUACUUGCAAGGAGAAAAACCAAGAUAAAAAGGAAGCUGCUACAUAAACAAAUAAGGAGAAUGCAAAGGAAAGAUCGAAGUACAUGGUAUAAACCAGGUCGAACUGACUUGUGGUGGCAAAAUAUUCGCAUGG